AUGGGUUUUGCUAAUUCGAAAGUUAGGAACCCCUGGCCAGACAAUCUGAGUGUGGCGAUGGAAAUUCACGAGAUAAAUGAUGUGAAGGCGGCUGUGGCGAUGGAAAUUCACGAGAUAAAUGAUGUGAAGGCGGCUGAAAAAAUAUAUUGCAAUCUUCAAUCAAUGGCCGUAUUUCCAUUGCCCCAGCUUGAAGAUAAUGCUGUAUUAUUACCCAGUUCCCAAACUAUCUCAACGCAGCCUCAGCUAUGUGACGUAUCGAGAGAUAUACAAGGUGCUCAUAAUUGGAAUGGUUUGCUUGAUCCCAUGGUUCCCAAUUUGAAAGCUGAAGCUCUCAGAUAUGGGAAUUUGGCACAGCUUUGUUACGACGCAUUUGAUGGCACAGCUACUCCAAAAACUACGGCACACGUUAUCACACUAAAAGAGAUCUGUUCAAUAAGAUGGGCAUGUCUGAAAGUGGCUACCAAGUCACUGAAUAUAUGCAAGAGGACAGGCAAAAACCAAGAGCAUCAUUUCGCGGAUGGAGUACUAAUUGAGAGAGGAUUCCUGAGCUGCUAUACUUCAACUGUCCGUCACCGUCAAGGCGCUGCAGGAGCCACUGUGAACAUCAGCACCAGAGAUUUGGUAGUCUCAGAGAUAGAACGAUUGAUUCAAGUUUAUGAAAAAGAGAUGGACAAUUUAAGCAUAACAUUUACGGGACACAGCUUAGGAGCUGCUCUUGCAACCUUGAGCGCUUAUGAUAUCAAACAAAUGCUUUGCACCAAGCAUAAUUUUCAUCAAAUUCCCGUCACCGUCUUCGCUUUUGCCUCUCCCCGGGUGGGAAAUCUUGCGUUUGCUAAACGGGUGGAGGAGAUUGGAGUGAAAGUGCUGAGGUUUGUGAACAAGCGUGACCUGGUUCCCAAAGUGCCCGGAGUUUGUAUGAACGAGAACGUGGGAUGCCUCAGCAAAUUGCCGCAUUGGCUUCCGUGGACAUACUUUCAUGUUGGCGUCGAGCUUCCUUUACACAACAAUUCUCCAUUCAUUCAGCACACCCAUAAUCUUGCCUACUUUCAUAAUUUAGAGCUUUACUUGCAUUUACUGGACGGGUACGUUGGAAGUAAGCAGCCGUUUUCUUGGAGUGGAAGAGAUCAUGCUCUGGUUAAUAAGAGCUGUGAUUUAUUGCGCGAGAAAUAUGAAAUUCCUCCAAAAUGGUGGCAGGAACAGAACAAGGGCCUCGUUAAAGGUCCAGAUGGCAAAUGGACGCAGCCAUCAGAAGAGGAAUAA
Molecule: messenger RNA, 1260 nt
Organism: Cryptomeria japonica (Japanese cedar)
Lineage: Eukaryota; Viridiplantae; Streptophyta; Pinopsida; Cupressales; Cupressaceae
Product: phospholipase A1-Igamma1, chloroplastic-like
Exons: 3
Coding region: 1-1260 (419 amino acids)
Biological process (GO): lipid metabolic process
Molecular function (GO): glycerophospholipase activity
Source: RefSeq, a predicted model, not a curated record